Myxocyprinus asiaticus (Chinese sucker) is the source of this 2262-nucleotide messenger RNA. RefSeq names its product renin binding protein (gene renbp). Gene Ontology annotation, molecular function: N-acylglucosamine 2-epimerase activity; peptidase inhibitor activity. NCBI's taxonomy places the organism in Eukaryota, Metazoa, Chordata, Actinopteri, Cypriniformes, Catostomidae. Gene Ontology annotation, biological process: N-acetylmannosamine metabolic process; carbohydrate metabolic process; N-acetylglucosamine metabolic process. The record is from RefSeq and is a predicted model, not a curated record. The transcript is spliced from 11 exons. The coding region runs from base 171 to 1382 and encodes 403 amino acids.
GGGUUUUGGUCAUAUGAUGCGCUGUUUUUCAUUGCCUCUGCAAAAUUAAGGAAGAGUCCAUUGAGUGGCUUAAACAGUGCUGUUAUAUUAACUGUCAAUAAAAAAAAGAUACAUUUGUAAGACAGUUUAGCGAAGGACCGAAAUUUUCUUCAUCUUGCAAACCAGGAACAAUGAUUGCAGCACUGCUGGAACAAUAUCGAGAGAGAAUUCGGACUGAAUUGGACAGAGUUGUGGAUUUCUGGCUGAAAUAUUCCCAUGAUAAACAAUACGGUGGGUUUUUUAACUGCCUUGGAAAAGACGGGGAGGUCUAUGAUGAGCUGAAAUAUGUGUGGUUACAGGGAAGACAGGUAUGGAUGUACAGCAGAUUGUAUCGCACAAUGGAGAGAUUUCGUAGACCUGAGAUUCUCGAGGCUGCUAAAUCAGGUGGGGUAUUUCUGCAAAAGUUUGCUCGAGUUCAGGCUUCCAGCGGUCCGGGGAAAUGUGCAUUCUGUCUGACAAGGGAUGGACGAGCUGUGAAGGUUCAAAGGACGAUUUUCAGCGAGUGUUUUUAUGUUAUGGCCAUGGAUGAACUAUCCAGGAUUACACAAGACAAAGAGAUGCAGGCAGAUGCGGAGAGCAUGAUGGAUCAGUUGGUGCACUGGGUCCGUAUCGAUUCAUCAGGUCUCGGUCGUCCUCAGCUUUCUGGUGAUCUGCCUGUCAACAGCAUGGCAGUUCCCAUGAUGCUCCUGUGCCUGGUGGAUCAGCUGACAGAAGGCAGAACCGAGGUUGCGGAGAAGUACAAAGAGUUGAGCGACUGGUGUGUGGAGCAGAUACUACAGCAUAUACAGAGAGAUGGGAAAGCCAUUUUGGAAAAUGUCACAUUGGAUGGAAAGGAAUUACCUGGCUGUCAAGGGCGAGUGCAGAACCCUGGUCAUGCUUUGGAAGCUGGCUGGUUUUUGCUCCAGUAUGCGCAUACAAAAGGAGACGCGCAACUUGAGAAGACUGCAGUGGAAAAGUUCAUGGAGGUUCCGUUCCACACUGGAUGGGACAAACAACAUGGAGGCCUUUUCUACUUCCUGGAUGUAGAUGGACAUUGUCCGACUCAGUUAGAAUGGAAUAUGAAGUUGUGGUGGCCUCACUGUGAAGCUCUGAUCGCAUACCUGAUGGCCUACAGUCACAGCAGAAAGCCCAUGCUAAUGGACCGAUUCAAGCAGAUCUAUGACUACACUUUCUGUCACUUUUCUGAUGAGGAACAUGGUGAGUGGUUUGGAUAUCUGAGCCGUCAGGGAGAAGUUGUGUUGGACUUCAAAGGAGGACCCUUCAAAGGGUUCUUCCAUGUUCCACGGUGUCUCUACAUGUGCGAGAAGCUUCUGGAUGGUCUUCUUCAGGAACAGGGUUCUUGAACUUUACUGUUUAUUGAUAUUUCACAGCUAUGCACUGCAUAGCUCAGACUUCAUGAAAUUUAAUGGAAGUCCUUCUGUUUAAUUGGUCAGUUUGCACAAAACGCAAUGAUUGUGGAAUUUUAAAUAUCAAUCGAUAUUUAUAGAUUGGUUUAUCACUUCCAUUUCACCAAAUGUUAUUUUAGUCAAGAUUACAGCUGCUCUGAAUGGAAACUGUUGAAAACUUCCAUUUAAUUCAAACCCCUGUCUGAAAAAGGGGUUUGAAUUACGUUCAAGUGUUCGAUUCGGAGCAGAUUUUUGUUAAAACUUCAAAUACGGGUUCAUGUUUUGUCUCUCUAAAUCAGUUUUGAUAUUUCUUUUUAAGUACUAUGAUUUUAAAAGCAAUUAAUCAAAGAUGUGAAAAGGGACCAGAGUUUUUUUUUUUUUUUUUAAAGCAGCAAUUGAGAAUGUAAAAAAGAAAAGGGAAUAUAUAGUUGAAGGAUUAAAUGUAUUACUAUUUGACAAGUUAAUCUUUCACCACAUGGCUUUCAACUAAUUGGCUUCAAGUGAACCCCCCAUACAGUUUCACAUGGGUACUUUUGAUUCAAACAACAGCAAUGAUUUUAAUAGUCCAAAAACAAAAAAACAAAAGUGACUUUAAACCACUCAGAUGAACACUGUGCUGAUCUUUUCAAAGCACCUCAUUUUUUUUUUCUGUUGCUAGCUAUGUUACAGACUAAAACUCAUGUAAACACACAUUCCAACCACUUAUAAAACGUCUGUAACAUCACAUAUGAAAUCUAUUUUAGAAAUGCUCUUUUUAUUUUGUGCUUUUAUUGCAAUUGCUCAGUUUUAUCAGUAUAAAUGUAAAAUGUACAAGAAAUAUAAAACAAUGUAUUAAGUA